GCGGCCCGUCUCCAGGCGGCCGGCUGAAGAUGGCGGGCCCCGGGCGGCUGGCGAUGCGGGCGCUCUCCGGGUGCGGCUGGGUUCGCGGCUCGGACCCCGCAGUGCUCAGCCGCCUGCGCGACGAGGCCGUGGUGCGGCCCGGCUUCCUGAGCCAGGCCGAGGAGGACACGCUGACCCGCGAGCUGGAGCCCCAGCUGCGGCGCCGGCGCUACGAGUACGACCACUGGGACGCGGCCAUCCACGGCUUCAGGGAGACGGAGAAAUCCCGCUGGUCCGAUGCAAGCCAGGCUAUCCUGCAGCGGGUUCAGGCGGCUGCCUUUGGCCCUGACCAGACCCUGCUGUCGUUGGUCCACGUAUUGGACCUGGAACCUCGGGGCUACAUAAAGCCCCAUGUUGACAGUGUCAAGUUCUGUGGAUCCACCAUCGCUGGUCUUUCUCUGCUGUCCCCAAGUGUUAUGAAGCUGGUGCACACCCAGAAGCCUGAGCAGUGGCUAGAACUGUUGCUGGAGCCAGGCUCCCUCUACAUUCUGAGGGGUUCAGCCCGAUACGACUUCUCCCAUGAAAUCCUUCGAGAUGAAGAAUCAUUUUUUGGGGAGCACCGGGUCCCCCGGGGCCGACGCAUCUCAGUGAUUUGCCGCUCCCUCCCUGAGGGAGUGGGGCCAGGGAGGCCAGGAGAGCCACCCCUAGCCUGCUGACUCUACGCCUAAUCUCUGGACUUGUGAAUAAAGUUGGAAAAAGAAUAUCAUGGGCAUCUUCAAAUUACCAUCUGCCAGGGCUAGGGCCCUCAAGAGACAGCCUGGUGGCUGCUGGGGUACCCCAUCACACACACUCCUAAGGCCAUUAGAACAUUUCUUUUAUUGCAUUAAUUGAUCCCCAGUCCCAGGUCCCCUUGUCGUCUUCACUUAUGCAAGUUUCUAAUAAAUGUCAUCUGACCCAUUCAAAGCCCA
Molecule: messenger RNA, 947 nt
Organism: Peromyscus maniculatus bairdii (prairie deer mouse)
Lineage: Eukaryota; Metazoa; Chordata; Mammalia; Rodentia; Cricetidae
Gene: Alkbh7
Product: alkB homolog 7
Biological process (GO): DNA damage response; fatty acid metabolic process
Cellular component (GO): mitochondrial matrix
Source: RefSeq, a predicted model, not a curated record